Molecule: messenger RNA, 1170 nt
Organism: Blepharisma stoltei
Lineage: Eukaryota; Ciliophora; Heterotrichea; Heterotrichida; Blepharismidae
Source: the annotation of a GenBank genome assembly
AUGGCAACAAUAGCAUCACGAAAUUAUAUGGAUAGCGAUGUUGUUUUGAUGAAAACUCGGCACGAUGAUAUGCUGAUGCACAAAUUCAACAUCAAGAAUGCAAGAAAAGCUAUCGAUAAUUCUACCCCUCAAAGUUUCAAAAAGUCUCCAUCAAAGCUUCGCUAUAAGCUGCUUGAAAUUUCUAAAUCUAAAGGAAACUACAAUUUUGGCAGCUUAACUCCAAUAAAAUCACUGAAUUUGGAAUACCGAAAAAAAGAAGCCAACUCCCCUUGAGCGAGCAAAAAAUUUUGUUCGAUCACGGAGGUGUUAAUUUUAUUUUUUUUAAAAAAUUUUUUUUUAUUCACUCACUGAGGGCGGGUUUUUACCUAAAAAAUAGGGAUUUUUCCAAUAUUUUUGUUCGCUCACAGAGGGGGAGUAAGAAAAUUGAUGAUGAAAACUAUAACUUAGCAGCUCGGCUUAUCACAAAAGAAUCACAACUUAACUUUAAGAAGCUUGAUGAUUAGAUUAGAUUAGAAUAAAGUUAUAGUUGGUCGCAGGGGGUUUAUUUCAGCCCCUCACCGUCCACCGGAUAGCUUCGCAGUGACGCUAAGCGCUAUCCCUCACACACCUUUUUCCUUUCUGACGUCACCAAAAAAUGGUGACGUCGAAGGUCUUCGGAAAAGCCACCCCACCCGGUCAGGGUCUCCGAAUCUCAGCAGAAAAUCCCUUUAACCUCUAACAGGGCUCAGGGUACAGGGGAACGCCUUCUGCCUUCUCCAUGCCCUGUCAGAACCGUAUCGCAGUUCAGUAAUGCUCCCAUGAAGUAGUAUCGGGAUUUUGCGCCAGUAGGGUCAUCUUGCAGGUAAGGAAAAAAGACAAGGGUCAGCCCCAAGUCAAAAAACCCACCCCGGAGAACUAUCGCCAUGUGGCUUGCCUUUCCUGGGCCUGGAUCAACUCACAGGUCACCAGGAGUCCACGUCAGAUCACGCCAUUUUAAUAAUUCUGAAGCUUGAUGAAGAAUAUAAAAAUUCAAUUACUUAUCGAGAUAGAAUAUCUCGAGUCACUAGAAUUAAUCUCGCUAAAAAGCUGGUCGAGAAAGAAUGACCAAUUGCAACAACAGAGAGAUCAUGCUCUGUAACUUUAAUUUAGAAUUUUCGAAAUCUCCAAGAAUCGAAAAGAAGUCUUUCUUAA